CUUCGCUGAGAGAGGGAACCAGUGGGUCGAUCAUGGGCAAGAAGAAGAGCGGCAAUGCCGGCGGGGGUUGUGCGGAGGAGGCGGAGGUGGCGAGGGAGUUCGUGCUGAAGGUGGCGAUGCACUGCCACUGCAACGGGUGCAAGGGCAAGGUGCGCGCCGCCGUCAGGGACAUCACGCUGGACCCGGGCGUGGAGGCGGCGGACAGCUCGGCGGCCGAGAGCAGCGGCGAGGUGCGCCUGCUCGCCACGGCCGACCCCGAGCGGCUCCGGCGGCGCCUCCACAAGGCCACGGGCAAGAAGGUCGACCUCCUGCUGCCCAAGGAGCCGGCUCCGUCCAAGAAGCAGGAGAACGCCGACGCCGCCACGCUGCAGGCGCUGCUCGCCCAGCUGCAGCUGCAGGCGCCGCCUCAGGCCCGUCAGCAGUACGGCGGCCAGGGCGCCGCCCCGUGGGCUAACCACCACCAGCAGCAGCUCGCGCUCGGCGGCUGCUUCAACAAUGCCGUUGACAACGGCGCGGCGUACCCGUGGCCGUCCUCAUCCUCCUACUACCCUCCCGCGCCCACCACUGCUUGGGGCACGUACGGGUAUGCUCCUCCGGCCCCUGCUCCGGUCCAUGGUAACGUCGGCCACUACGGCGGCGCCCCGGCGUGGCUCGGGUACUGAGGUCGCAGACAGUCCCCGCGCGCCCCACGUUCCAGACCGGAACGACAACGAUGUCAUCCAAUCCGUUCUACCGUAGAUUAGUACUGGAGUAUAUUUGUUACGCUAUUCAGUGUGUUUGCUUGGAUGAUUAGCACUAAGCUAGUAGUAAUGCUCGUAUUAUGUGUGGUCUUUUUGUUUUGAACUAAUUGUGCGAGGUCCGUGUCGAUGGGAUACGGUGACCUGAUGUGAUGUACUGCUGUCGCUAAAUCUGCAUAAAUAUACUCUUUUGGCAA
Molecule: messenger RNA, 934 nt
Organism: Lolium perenne
Lineage: Eukaryota; Viridiplantae; Streptophyta; Magnoliopsida; Poales; Poaceae
Molecular function (GO): metal ion binding
Source: RefSeq, a predicted model, not a curated record